Molecule: messenger RNA, 3486 nt
Organism: Sinocyclocheilus rhinocerous
Lineage: Eukaryota; Metazoa; Chordata; Actinopteri; Cypriniformes; Cyprinidae
Product: protein kinase C alpha type-like
Exons: 17
Coding region: 88-2052 (654 amino acids)
Biological process (GO): protein phosphorylation
Molecular function (GO): ATP binding; zinc ion binding; diacylglycerol-dependent serine/threonine kinase activity
Source: RefSeq, a predicted model, not a curated record
AACGGGAGAGCAGCAGCUGAACGCGUACAGUAGACGCGUCGACUCGCGCAGCGGAGGAGACACACACACCUGAGGAAUAGCGGCGCGAUGGCUGAUCAUCUGAUACAGAUCAAUGACUCGUCCGUCGCGGUCAAUCGAUUCGCGCGGAAAGGAGCUCAGCGAAAGAAGAACGUGCACGAAGUUAAAAACCACAAAUUUAUCGCUCGAUUCUUCAAGCAGCCCACAUUCUGCAGCCACUGCACCGACUUUAUCUGGGGAUUUGGAAAGCAAGGCUUCCAGUGCCAAGUGUGCUGUUUUGUGGUCCACAAAAGGUGCCAUGAGUUUGUUUCAUUCUCCUGUCCAGGGGCCGACAAGGGCCCUGACACAGAUGUGACCUGUGACAUGAACGUUCAUAAGCAGUGUGUGAUGAACGUGCCAAGUCUGUGCGGGACCGACCACACUGAACGCAGAGGAAGACUCUUCCUCAAGAUCGAGGUCAGCGGAGACAGACUUCACGUCACAGUGGGUGAGGCCCGAAAUCUGAUUCCCAUGGACCCCAAUGGUCUAUCAGACCCGUAUGUGAAGCUCAAACUCAUCCCAGACCCCAAGAAUGAGACCAAACAGAAGACCCGCACCAUCCGCUCCUCGCUCAACCCCACCUGGAACGAGUCCUUCAUCUUUAAGUUAAAGCCAUCGGAUAAGGAGCGCCGUCUGUCCGUGGAGGUGUGGGAUUGGGACAGAACCACCCGUAAUGACUUCAUGGGCUCCAUGUCCUUUGGUGUGUCUGAGCUGAUCAAAGCUCCUCUAUGUGGCUGGUAUAAGAUGUUAAACCAGGAGGAGGGUGAGUACUACAACGUGCCCAUCCCAGAGGAGAGUGACAUUAACCUGGAGCUGCGGCAGAAGUUUGAGAAAGCCAGGCUCGGUCCUGGGAAGAAAGUCAUCACUCCCUCUGAUCACCGACGCUUCAGUUUACCAUCCGGAAACAUGAACAGAGUUCAACUCAAUGACUUCCAUUUUCUGGCUCUUCUGGGCAAAGGCAGUUUUGGGAAGGUAAUGUUGGCAGAGAGGAAGUCCACUGAGGAGCUGUACGCCAUUAAAAUCCUGAAGAAGGACGUGGUGAUCCAGGAUGAUGAUGUGGAGUGCACAAUGGUGGAGAAGAGAGUGCUGGCCCAGAGAGAUAAGCCACCUUUCCUCACCCAGCUGCACUCCUGCUUCCAGACUGUGGAUCGUCUGUACUUUGUAAUGGAGUACAUUAACGGUGGAGACCUGAUGUAUCACAUCCAGCAAGUGGGCAAGUUUAAGGAGCCACAAGCCGUAUUCUAUGCAGCAGAGAUUGCUGCUGAGGUCGCCCUGACCUCGCUUAUACUGUCCACUCGCACGCGGCCAUACGCACCCACAGCUAAAGACCACACUAUUAACUGUGAACUGUCUGCCGGAGAUCUGAAGUUGGAUAACGUGAUGUUGGACUCCGAGGGCCACAUCAAGAUUGCAGACUUCGGCAUGUGUAAGGAACACAUGUAUGAGGGCAUGACGACACGCACCUUCUGUGGAACGCCGGAUUACAUCGCCCCGGAGAUAAUCGCCUAUCAGCCGUACGGGAAAUCAGUGGACUGGUGGGCGUACGGUGUGCUCCUCUACGAGAUGCUGGCUGGGCAGCCUCCAUUUGAUGGCGAGGAUGAGGAUGAGCUCUUUCAGUCCAUAAUGGAGCACAAUGUGUCUUACCCCAAAUCCCUGUCUAAAGAGGCAGUGUCCAUCUGUAAAGGGCUGAUGACGAAGCAUCCAUCCAAGCGUCUAGGUUGCGGUCCAGAGGCUGAGCGAGAUAUAAAGGAGCAAGCUUUCUUCCGCAGAAUCGACUGGGAACGGUUGGCCAACAGAGAGAUCCAGCCUCCUUUCAAACCCAAAGUGUGCGGCAAAGCGGCGGAGAACUUCGACAAAUUCUUCACCCGCACGCAGCCCAUGCUGACCCCUCCAGACCAACUGGUCAUCGCCAACAUCGACCAGAGCGAAUUCGCUGGAUUCUCUUACAUAAACCCAGAGUUCAUCCACCCAUCGUCGCUUCACAGUGUGGUAUGAGACGGCCCAAUGAAGAAGAGGACCGCCCGUCCAGCUCAAACUAACAACCACAUCCAUGUUAUUUAUGAACUCACCAAAUCUUUGUAGACAGUUGAAUACCCUUUAUCUGAACUGAGGUGGGCUGGAGAAGUGGGUUUGAUGGCUGAAGGGAAUAUAUCAUGAGCAUUUUAAGGCACCAAAGACAAAUGAUUCUUUUAUGAGGUUCCAUCUCGGUUAGGGUGCUGCUUGGGCAGGCAGUAGACAGAAAGGCAGCUCUCUAGGCUUUUUGAAACAGAGUGAUAAUGUCCUCACAGUAAUGACAGUUCAUCUAAUGCAUGUAUGCAGAUAGAUGUUAUGUGCAGGCCCAAAGCCGUAUUUUUUUUUGAAGGUGGAGAUAAUGAACAAUCCCUUUUUCCAGUCCUCAGAUUCUUUGUGUGUGAAGCAUGCUGACAUGAAACAGGUUUUUGUGUCCUAUUCCUUAAAUCCUCUACUGCCAUUUCUAAUGUUCCUGAAUUAUAUAUUUGUAAAUCUAAAAAAAAAAAUCUUGUUAUAGGAGUGCCAAAAUAUAACUGCAUCAAAAGGUUUUUUAUAUAUAUGCGUAUUGAUUUCCUACUAGAUCUCUUGGUGGUGUCCCUUAUCUUGGGCUGAAACUUGAACCCUUAUCGCUCCCCGAGUUUUAGCAUGACAACUUCCAAUCCCGUCACUGCCUGCUCGCCUGGUUCCUACAUAUUCAACAUAUCCACAACUUUUCCUCUCGCUCGAAAUGUAUGAAUUGUGAUUCCUCGUUGGUAAAGCGCAGGCCUACGCACCCGCAGAAUCCAGAUGCAGAUUUCCACAGAAUUAAAUCACCUGUCCUACUCAUCCGCUUGCACGUUUGUUUUUAUGAAAUACUUCAGAUAAUCGAAUGAUACUGUUUUAUUGAACAUAUUUUACCCUGUUUACAUCCAUCCCGUAGAUUUUCUGUCAUGAUCAGCACAAAAAAAGUCUGCAGAUUCUGCCUGGGCCCGAUAAAGAGUAGCCAAUGCAACAUUUCAAACCAAACUGAGUCUCUUCUGUUAGAAACGGAUAUGCUCUUUGAUUUAACACCUGCAUAGUAUGCUAAAGAAAACUACCACUGCUACAAUAUAAAGAACAUGUAACGAGAUGAAAACCCUGUCAAAACCAUGUCCAGGACAUAUUUCACCCCAGAAAUUCUUCUUUGCUUAAAGAAAAAGACAUCAUGUUUUAAAACCAUUAAGCUUUCUUUAUUUUAUUUUGUGCAUUGUGACAUUUUCAUGACUGUGUUAAGCACCUUUACUCUAAAAGCUCAAUUAAUGUACCCUUACUUUAAUGUGGAAAAAUGUGAAAUGAAGAUGUACUAUUUAAUGUACAUUAAGUAUUUAUAAACCAUGGUAGUCUUAUUACUAUAAUUGUUCGACAUAACGAAAGUCGCCAUUGUGAACAAAGAAUUACAGA